Molecule: messenger RNA, 825 nt
Organism: Paracoccidioides brasiliensis Pb18
Exons: 1
Coding region: 1-825 (274 amino acids)
Source: RefSeq, a predicted model, not a curated record
AUGAACGUUGAAUCACUCCCAGCAUUCAAAGUGAUACCAUACAUACCGUCAUCCCAAAACGCUCCUCUGGAUGCCCUCCUCCUCAAACUCUCCUCGUCUUGGACCUACUGCGGACCUCUCCUCAAUCUGCCAAACCAGACUCUCCCACCCUCAUUCUACACUUGGGCAGAGCAAACAGUUGUUGGCUCCCCUCUCCCUCACCUUAUCCCGUUCCUCAACUUCGUCCACGAAUUCCUCCUCAAAAACCACCUCUCUCACUACUGGAUCACUAUCAAAGCUUCUCAAGGCACUCACGAAUUUGACAUACCACGGUGGCAUACUGAUGACCUCUUUUACAGCAAGGGGGUUUCCAGUCCCACCAAUCAGGCAGACGAAACGAAAUGGAAACUAGCCACGACCAUUCUUGGUCCUGGCACGCUCUUCCUUACUUCAACCACCCGCGCAAGACCUAUUUACAACCAAAUAAAACAAUCCAUUCGCGACGAAAAUAAAGGACAUAUAUGUUCACCUGUGAGAUGUGUGGGGUGCGCCACAGCGGCGGAAACAGUCCGUCAGCGUUUAGCUGCUGAAUUUCAAGAUCAUGGGUUUAUACAGGCAGCGCCGGGCGAGUGCACAUUUUUCCGUGUCGGGGAUGAAGAAGGGGCUGUUCAUUCGGAACCCCGGUGCCAUGGGGACCGAAUCUUUGUUAAUGUGGUUCCUGGGCGGGAAGAGGAGUUGAGAGAUCUUAUGAAGAAAUGGGAUAUGGAAUUUCCGCGUGCUUGGUGCUUGGAUUUACCGCUGCAGUUUGGAGAUGGGAGUCAGGUUCGGGAUAUAUGGGCGUAUUGA